Molecule: messenger RNA, 2812 nt
Organism: Vigna umbellata (rice bean)
Lineage: Eukaryota; Viridiplantae; Streptophyta; Magnoliopsida; Fabales; Fabaceae
Source: RefSeq, a predicted model, not a curated record
GAAUGGAUUGUGUGAAAACAGAUCCAAAAAGAAGAGAUAGCAUAAGGGGAAUAAGAAUAAAUGGAAACAAAAAUUAGUCUAUGGAAUGAGAAGAGCGGUAAACAAAUAAAUUGAAAAGUUGUGAAAUAAAACAAGCCUUUUUCUCUCUCUCAACAAUCCAAACAUGGUGUUUUGAGGUGGAUGAGCGUCUUUGCCAUGAUUCUUCUCACUCCCAUAUUUCUGUUAACCCUCGCCGCCGCGGCCGCCGCCACCUUCCUUUUCGCGGUGGUUGGGGCCGUGCUGUUCCAAACUGGGUGUGGCAAGAGGGUAUGGGGAAGAAUGGAAGAUUGGUUCCACGUGUAUCAAUUCCUCACAGUACCUGAACUCAACCAAACCAAACACCACAACCACCUCUACACCAAGCUCUCCCUAUACUUACAUUCCCUGCCUUCCAUCCAAGACUCCCACUUAGCCAACCUCGUCACUGGGAAGAACCAAAACGAUGUCGUCCUCUGCCUUGCCCCCAACCAAACCAUCCGGGACCAUUUUCUCGGAGCCACAGUCUACUGGUUCAACCAACCCGCUCAUCCCAACCCAGAAGGAACCGGAACCUACGUGCUCAAGAUCAGGAAGGUGGACAAGCGCCGAAUCCUCCGUCCUUAUCUUCAGCACAUUCACGCCGUAGCCGACGAAAUCGAGCUGCAAGGGAAGCGCGACUUGCGCCUCUUCACCAACAGCGCCGAUGAGUUUGGGCAGUGGAGAUCCGUUCCGUUUAUUCAUCCUUCCACGUUCGACACCAUCGCCAUGGAACCGGAUCUCAAAAGCAAGGUCAAAUCCGACCUCGAAUCCUUCCUCAGAGCGAAACAGUACUACCACCGCCUCGGCCGCGUCUGGAAACGGAGCUUCCUCCUCUAUGGUCCCUCCGGCACCGGAAAAUCGAGCUUCGUCGCUGCCAUGGCCAAUUUCCUCUCCUACGACGUGUUCGACAUCGACCUGAAUAAAAUCCCCAGCGAUUCGGAUCUGAAAUUGCUCCUCCUGCAUACGACGCCGAAAUCGGUGGUGGUGAUCGAGGACCUGGACCGAUUUGUGGCGGAGAAAACGGAGAGAAUAAGCGUUUCGGGGAUACUAAACUUCAUGGACGGGCUUAUAACCUCGUGUUGCGCGGAAGAGAGAGUGAUGGUGUUCACGAUGAACACGAAGGAGCAUGUUGACCCGAACAUGCUUCGUCCGGGUCGGGUCGAUGUGCAUAUCCAUUUUCCGCUUUGUGAUUUUUCGGCGUUUAAAACGCUGGCGAAUAGUUACCUUGGGGUGAAGGACCAUAAGCUGUUCCCUCAGGUGCAAGAGAUUUUCCAAAACGGUGCGAGUUUGAGUCCCGCUGAAAUCGGCGAGUUGAUGAUCGCGAACCGGAACUCGCCGAGUCGGGCUAUUAGAUCAGUCAUCACCGCAUUGCAAACCGACGGUGAUGGCAGGGGGUGCGGCUUGAUCGGACGGCAAAAGGAGGAGGAUGAAAUGGAUGAACCGGACGGGGUUGUCUGCAGUGAGGGUGUUCAUACGGUUAAGGAUUUGCGGAGACUGUACAGUUUUUUCAGAUUCAGGGUUACGAGAAAAUCUUCAUCCUCCAAUUCUUCCUUGACCGCUACUCCAUUGCGAUAAUUAGUCACUAAUCAUCACUUGAUUGGAAAUAUAUGUGCAAUAUUCCCAAUUGCACUUCAUUCGGCGGAAACAGAUAAUUACAGAUACCCUUUCAAAGAAGAACAAUUUGGUGGCAAGCUUUUUUGUCCAUAGCCAAAUUGAACACAACAACAGUUGUUCAUGGGAUGCAAACAUUACAACUCUUACAAGGUGAUUGUUUUUGUCCAUUUUUCAGCCAUCAGCGUCGAACUGUAAAUCUUUAUAAUUAGAUUGAUACAUUGCAUAUAGGAAAAUAAUUUACGUAGGCAGAAGAAAGGUUAUCCUUAGAGUUUGUUUCCUCAUUUUGGUGAACUGUGAAUCCAAUCUAAUGUAUAGAUUUAUUUUUUUAGGAAAACAAAAUCCUUCAUGCACACUUGGAAUAUUUCUUCCUCUCCCCACGACCCGAAAGUUUCGUCAUAAGAAUGAUAUGUUAAUUCAUUUCGUUCUAGUUUGGGUUAGAAUAUAAAGUCUGUAAAAGUGCUUAGAUUGGUUACAAAUUACGAAAUGGUUAUUUUCCUUUACAGUAUAUUUACGUGAAAACGUUGAAAAAGAAAAUGAAUUUUCUUGAAUUAAUUCAUGUCUAAACUAGCACUUAUUUUGAAGCACUGGUCUCUGUUUUCAUUAACAUAUAGCAGAUCGAUGAACAGAACUUAAAGCGAUUGAUUACAGUUUCAAUAAUAACGCCUCACCACAAUUUCUGUUUUUUGUCUUUUGUGUGAAGUGUGAACUAUAUCAGAAGAGCUUUUGUAAUGUUUGCUGUUGUUGUGAGUGAAGUUGGUAUACAAUUGAAAGGAAAAAAACAAAGUCAUCGGCGAAUAUAGUAGUCAAUUUAAUGCAUAUCUAUUUCAACGCAUAUAACAAGGACUGGGUUCACUAUCACGAAGUAAACACAAACUCAUGCAUACAUGAGUAGACAGUGUUAAAUAGCUGACAAAAACUAUCAGAAAAUCUCAGUUGUGGUUAUUUUCCGGAGCCUAUCAGUGACCAAAAGUUAUAUAGUGUUAAACAGUGUUUACACUGUUUAAUGACAUGUAGUCCUUAUUAUGAAGAGUCACAUGUGUAUGAUUCUUCUUCCAUAUUCCCAUUUUAUAUUCCAACCCUCUAACCAUGGAUCCAACUAGCAAGCAUCUUUGAUGAAUAAAGCAAAUUAAUUACUAGCCAA